Parathielavia appendiculata is the source of this 1140-nucleotide messenger RNA. RefSeq lists its product as uncharacterized. The coding region runs from base 1 to 1140 and encodes 379 amino acids. Lineage: Eukaryota; Fungi; Ascomycota; Sordariomycetes; Sordariales; Chaetomiaceae. Gene Ontology annotation, biological process: maturation of SSU-rRNA from tricistronic rRNA transcript (SSU-rRNA, 5.8S rRNA, LSU-rRNA). The record is from RefSeq and is a predicted model, not a curated record. The transcript is spliced from 2 exons. Gene Ontology annotation, cellular component: small-subunit processome; nucleolus.
AUGUUGUUGCGGGUCGCACCUGCGACUCUGCCGGCAUUGCUGGAUUCUUUGACAAAGUCACUUACGACAACUCUCGACAUAGCGCCGAAGCUUGCCAAUGUUGAACUUCCAAAAGACGGCAUUUCGCUCCUCGACGUCAAAAACGAGCUGCUCCUCUCCUAUCUCCAGAACCUUGUCUUUCUGAUCCUUCUCAAGUUGCGUCAGGCUAAGAAUGGGAAAACGGACAGCAGAGAGGACGACUUGAAGCUGGGUGAUCUUGUUGUCUCAAAACUGGUUGAGUUGAGACUGUACCUGGAGAAGGGUGCUCGCCCCCUCGAAGACAAGCUUCGAUUCCAGAUCGACAAAGUCCUACGUGCAGCCGACGACGCCGAACGCAAUGCCAAGGCGGCUGAAGAAUUCGCAAAGUCCAACGGACAUGGGUCUGGGUCCGAGUCUGCAAGUGAAGAAGACGAUUCGGACGACGAGGACGGUGAUCAAGAUGACGCCGUUGACGGGCGAAAGAUUGCCGAUCUCCAACAUCGCCCUAAUUUCUCGGGGUGGCAACGGCCGGCUGCUGCUGCAAAGGCUGGAAAGGAGAAGGAUGAUACCUCGGGCGUCUACCGGCCACCAAGAAUUGCACCCGUGGUGAUGCCAACUACGGAGAGGGGCGAGAAGGGCGACCGCAGGGCGCUCAAGUCGGCCACCCUCGACGAGUUCGUUGCUGACGAGAUGUCUACCGCGCCGAUUGCCGAGCCCAGCAUCGGUACGACGAUUGUAAACUUCGGCCGCAAGAUCAAGACAGUCACCGAGCGCCGCAAGGAGGACGAGCGUCGCGAGUACGAAGAGAGCAACUUCGUCCGUCUGCCCAAGGAGAGCAAGAAGGAUCGCGCGAAGAGGGCCAGGCAGGAAGGACGCAGCAGCCGGAUGACUUUUGGUGGCGAGGAGUGGCGGGAUCUCAGUGAAGGCGUGGACAGGAUCAGCCGCCUGACACAGAGCAAAAGCUCGGGCGGAGGAACCAAGGCCCUGUUGGAGAAGAGCCGCAAGAGAGGCAUUGACACGCUGGAGGGCGGUCGCGGAAGUGGGGCGAACAUGGGCGAGCGAUACCAGAAGCGGCUGAAGGUGCUCGAAAGUGGUCGUCGCACACGCGGCAAGGGACGCUAG